AUGCAAGUGGUCCAGCAUGAAGGGCUCUCUGUCCCGGGAGAGCAACCGGGUCUGGCGGAUGUCUCGCCAGCCCGAGACCAGUCUCUCAACGGCCCCGUACCCAAGAACGUCGCUUUUGAGUUGCUGCUCGACGAAAACUCCAAAGUCCGAGCUCGCAUCCCAAUGCGCGUUCAGAUCUACCCGCACGAUGCCACGGACUCGAUUGUGACUACGGUCAAGAAUUUUUAUGGCAUCUACGACGGCACUGCCAGUGGGGUGAGCUUCGAGGAUGAACAUGGGACAACCCUCAUCGCAAGGUACGAGAACCUGAAAAAUAACAUGACUGUCUAUGUGCGAGUCAUCCCCAUCCAGCCGUAUGGAGAUCACUUCUAUGGCGGCUUCCCGGUCGAGUCUCGCAAGCGGCCCAGUCUGGGUGAACCAUUCCAGAUGGUUGAUGGCAUGGCGCCGGCGUUGGAGCAGCCGGCCUCGCGACUUGCGAGAAAGCGCAGUACUUCGCCAUCAGUUCGGAGUCUGCGCAGUACGUCUCAGCCCAAGCAGGGCUCUCGCUCCGGUCACAAAAACCGAGCCUCGAGUGCCCAUGGGGGGUUCAAUGACGAUGAACCCGACUAUAGCGACAGCGAUAGUACUUAUACUCGGAGGUCUCGGGGCGAACAGUUCGCCAGCUCGGAGAUCAGCAUGGAAAAUAUCCUGCAAGACGGCCGUCGCAAACGGCCCAAGUUUGACAGCUCUGAGCUGCCACUCUUCGCCCCUCCCCAAGUCCCUAUCACUACCUCGACCUCCUCCAUUUCCCCCCAACGUCGAUCGGUCGGACAGGAAGGCGCUGGCUCGCCUUUUGCGCGCCCCACGCAACGCCCAUACAAUUACCAGCAGCCGCUUCCGUCGCCACAAAGCUAUGGUCACAGCGAUUAUGGGAUUCAAUCAGGGCGUAAUGCAAUUUAUGCCACACCCAUGGUCCCGGAUCAUGGGCAUCGCCUGCGGGAGCCCUCGGGGCCCUUCAGCAAUGCGGCGGCACGGGUGAGUGGUCCCGGUGUCCUACCCACGCCGGACCCUACCAUUGCCAGCUGCAUCUCUGAUGAAGACGUGGCAAUGCAACUGAUCCGUUUGGGUGAUGCCUCAAAUUUCUCCCAUGGUCGCACAUCGGCGUCGACGCUGGACGAUGCCUUCAGCGGCGCUGCCGAUGCUGCCUCCUCGACUGGUGCUACCAGUGACGGGGAAGACUUCAGUGAAGAUGAAGAUGAUUUGCCGGCCCGUCGUCAACGGCUGGACUCGAGUCCGAUGCUUCCGCCGGGAACCGUCAAGCGCCACCACAAGCGCCUGGAUGACAUUCUGCCGAGCGCUGACAGUAGUGAACAUAGUUCGGACGGUAUGGAUGAUGGUGUCAAGAGUGAAGCUGAGGAAGACAUCCUCUACAGGGAGUUUGCUCCCAAGCCGAAGAAGCCGAAGAGCCGUCCCGCCUCGACCAAGGUACGCACCCAAAAGCCUGCGCUUGCGAAGCCCAACAAGCACAAGGGCGUUCCAGCUGCAUCGCGCAAGCCGUCCGACAAGACGACGGCGCCUAUCCCUCCACUCAGCCCGAGCUCUGCUCGGAAAGUGUCGGGGUCGUCGGUCAAUUUCCAGCACCAGCUUGGUGCAGACGAGGAGGACCUGUCAACCAAGCCCCGCUGCCAGCGAUGCCGCAAGAGCAAGAAGGGAUGUGAUCGCCAGCGCCCCUGCGGGCGUUGCAAGGAUGCCGGUAUCGGCAUCGAAGGAUGUGUGAGUGAGGAUGAGGGGAAUGGCCGCAAGGGCCGUUAUGGGCGCCAUAUGGGCGUGCCGGUCAAGAAGAACGGUGAUGAUCCGCUGGAAACCCUCGACUUCCCGCCUAUGCCGACCACGCCUCCUGUCGCAUCGACUAUAGCAGACAAAAACAAGAAGCGGAAGCGCUAG
Messenger RNA from Penicillium alfredii, 1923 nucleotides. RefSeq names its product putative C6 finger domain protein. Gene Ontology annotation, biological process: regulation of DNA-templated transcription. The record is from RefSeq and is a predicted model, not a curated record. Gene Ontology annotation, molecular function: DNA-binding transcription factor activity, RNA polymerase II-specific; zinc ion binding. The coding region runs from base 1 to 1923 and encodes 640 amino acids. NCBI's taxonomy places the organism in Eukaryota, Fungi, Ascomycota, Eurotiomycetes, Eurotiales, Aspergillaceae. The transcript has 2 exons.